AGCGGCGGGGCGGGCGCGCUCGGCGGCCGGAGGUCUCCAGAACGCCCCGAAUCCCCUGCAGGGUGCGGCCCCACCAUGUUCGGCUCCUCCCGGGGCGGGGUCCGGGGGGGCCAGGACCAGUUCAGCUGGGAGGAUGUCAAGACAGACAAACAGCGUGAGAAUUACCUGGGGAACUCCCUGAUGGCGCCGGUGGGGCGGUGGCAGAAGGGCAAGGACCUGACCUGGUAUGCCAAGGGCAAGAAGGACACGGGGCCCGCGUUAUCCCGGGAGGAGGAGCUGGCUGCAGUCCGCCUGGCCGAGCAGGAGGCCAUGAUGGCAGCACUGGGCUACAAGAGCUUGAAGAGGCAGCCCACAGGCCUCAGCAAAGAGGACCUGGCUGAGGUGUGCAAGAGGGACGGCAGCGAGCGGGACGAGAAGGACGUGGAUCGGGUGGUGGGGUUGGGCAGCUCCAGUGGCAGUGCUGGCAGGGUGAUGCUCUCCAAGGAGGACAGAGAGGCAGCCAAGAUGGGGCUCUCGGUCUUCACGCACCAGAGAGUCUCCAGCAGCCCAGACACAUCUGUCUCCAAGAAGAAGCAGGAAAAGGAGGAGAAGGUGGAGGAGAAACGACCUGAGAGCAGCAAAAAAUCCAAAAAGGAGAAGAAGAAGGAGAAAAAGAACAAGAAAAAGAAGAAACACAAGAAGGAAAAGAAGAAGGACAAGGAGAAGCAUUCCAAGAAGGAUGCUGCACCAUCAUCCUCUGAUUCUUCCCCGGAUCGGGAUAAGAGGCACCACCGCAGGAAAUCGCCGCAGCACGGCCGGCGGCGGCAGCGCACGGAAUCCGGCACGGAAUCCUCGAGCAGCAGCGACCGGAGCCGGAGCCGGAGCCCCGCCCGGCGGCGCAGUCGGAGCCGGAGCCGGAGCCGGGACGGCCGCGGCCGCCACCCGUCCCCGCGGAGGAAGGGCAGGAAGAGGAGCCGGUCCCGCUCCCGCUCCCCCCCGGCCCGCGGGGCCCGGCAGCGCCACGACACCGACUCGGAGGGCUGAGAGCGAGCCUGGCGCUGUUUCAGGGACAUCGUGCAGAGAUUUCUAUUUUUGAAGUGAUUAAAUGAAAAAGGCUGCAGCCCCGCGGGUGCCGGGGUGGCAAAGGGCAUUAAGGCUGCGGUGCCUGCAGCCCCUUCAGCGCCCUUCUCCUCACUCCUGAAAUCCAGGCAGGAUUGAGGAUGCUGUGGGUGAGGGCUGAAAAUGCUGUGGAUACCUCGUGUUUAUGGAUAGAGACUUCUGAAGAGAUUAUUAUUAUAAUUAUUGUUAUUAUGA
Zonotrichia leucophrys gambelii is the source of this 1293-nucleotide messenger RNA. It is a transcript of the gene C2H1orf35, whose product is annotated as chromosome 2 C1orf35 homolog. NCBI's taxonomy places the organism in Eukaryota, Metazoa, Chordata, Aves, Passeriformes, Passerellidae. Bases 76 to 1023 code for a protein of 315 amino acids. The record is from RefSeq and is a predicted model, not a curated record. The transcript is spliced from 9 exons.